Penicillium taxi is the source of this 1506-nucleotide messenger RNA. RefSeq names its product mitochondrial 37S ribosomal protein mS47. Bases 1 to 1506 code for a protein of 501 amino acids. The transcript is spliced from 3 exons. Gene Ontology annotation, molecular function: 3-hydroxyisobutyryl-CoA hydrolase activity. Lineage: Eukaryota; Fungi; Ascomycota; Eurotiomycetes; Eurotiales; Aspergillaceae. The record is from RefSeq and is a predicted model, not a curated record. Gene Ontology annotation, biological process: L-valine catabolic process. Gene Ontology annotation, cellular component: mitochondrion.
AUGCCUCUACGUGCUAAGGUAACUAACCCUGCCUUCCGGACAGCUGCGAUGUCGACAUCUCCAACCCUUCCCAAAGAGCUCCCCGGCGACGAGCCUGACGAUGUUCUCUUUACCUCCAUCUACGGUCUACGCAGCGUCGAGCUCAACCGACCUAAGAAACUCAACUCUCUCAAUGGCUCCAUGGCGCGAAAGAUCUUGCCCCGUCUGAAGGAAUGGGAAAAGUCCCACUUGGCAAACAUGGUCCUUAUUUCUGGAGCAGGAUCCAAGGCGCUUUGCGCCGGAGGCGAUGUUGCGGCACUCGCACUCCAGAACGAGAAAGGUGAAGCUGGACAGAAAGCAUCGUCAGAAUUCUUCGGACUUGAAUACACCCUCGACCACACGAUUGCGACUUACACAAAGCCGGUUAUCUCAUUCAUGGAUGGGAUUACCAUGGGCGGCGGCGUCGGCCUGAGCAUGCACGCUCCAUUCCGAAUUGCGACCGAACGAACUGUUUUCGCCAUGCCCGAGACUACUAUCGGCUUCUUCCCUGACGUGGGUGCCUCAUUCUUCCUGCCACGCUUGGACGGCGAGCUCGGCACUUACUUGGCUCUGACCUCUGAGCGCCUCAACGGCAUAGAGGCUUUAUACACCGGUAUUGCCACCCACUACCUACACUCGAGCGUUCUCAGCAGCGCGACCCAGCGUCUGUCUGAGCUAGUCUUCCCCGACCACAUGGAGCUCCCCGAGCGCCUGAACAUCGUGAACAAGACCCUCGCUGAAUUCUCGGUUGGCCUACCUCAAGAAGAGAGUGUACGCGUUCUUGGUGAUUCACGACGUGCUAUCGACCGCAACUUCAAGUUCAACACUGUGGAAGAGAUUCUCCAGUCGCUGGAGAACGAGAGCACUAACGUCCAAUGGGCACAAAAGAUGCUGGAAACCCUCAAAGCUCGCUCCCCAACUUCGUUGAAGGUGACUUUGCGCCAAUUGCGUCUUGGCAGUAAGUGGAACAUCUCCGAGACGUUCCAGCGGGAGCACGAGAUCGCCGCAAACUUCAUGCGCCACCCCGAUUUUGUCGAGGGUGUCAAGGCCCGUCUGGUGUCCAAGCCUGCACGCCAGGCAUCUUGGCAACCGGCUUCUCUGAGCGAGGUUUCCCACGAGACCGUCGACACCUUCUUCAAGAUCCCUGAGGGACAGAAUCGCUUGGAACUUUUCAGCGACGUCAAAUAUUUCAAGUACCCCCACCAGCGAUUCGCUCUCCCUACAGAAGGCGAAAUUGAGCAGUACGUGCGUGAAAAUAGGAAGGAAUCGAAACAAGCCAUCACACAGACCUUCGUCGAGCGAUGGGGUCACAAGGAGGGUGUUGCCGUGAAAGUCCAGGACGUACUGGCGAGAAGGGUACAAAAAGACGCUAAGGGUCUUCUUGAAUGGAUUUCAGAAAAGAAGGCCAAGGCUGUCAAUGUUGAGGCCGAUGUCGAGACUAAGACCAAGGCUGAGAGCGAGGACAAGAGCAAAAGCGAGAGCUCGUAA